Messenger RNA from Camellia sinensis, 529 nucleotides. The record is from RefSeq and is a predicted model, not a curated record. Lineage: Eukaryota; Viridiplantae; Streptophyta; Magnoliopsida; Ericales; Theaceae.
GUUUCGCAUUCUACAUUAAAAGGGGUGAGAGAGAAAAAGAGAAGGACAAACAAAGCAUAGUUUAGUCAUGGCAAUUGGAAGCUAUCUCAAGGUAUGGCUAUUAAUGGUAGUGAUGAUCAACUCAUUAUUGUUAGGUCAAACAGAGAUUGUGACAGAGAGCACCACCGACUCGACGUCGUUUAAUCGAAGCAGCUUCCCAACUGGUUUCGUGUUCGGAGCAUCCGCAGCUGCCUACCAGUACGAAGGAGCAGCUAAAGAAGGAGGAAAAGGCCCAAGUAUAUGGGACACCUUCGUUCACAAAUUUUCAGGUAAAAUAUUGGAUGGCAGCAAUGGUGAUAUGGCCGUAGAUUUUUAUCACCGUUAUAAGGAAGACGUGCAUCUGAUGAAGUACAAUGGAUUGGAUGCUUUUAGAUUGUCCAUCUCCUGGCCCAGAUUAUUACCUCGUAAGAUCAUCAUCCUUCUCUUACUAUCCCCACCGUUUGUUUUCAUGAUUGAAAUUUUGGCUGAAGUAUGACUUGUGCUCUAAUUG